ACGCAUAUUGGUCAACGGAAUUGACUAUUACUACCUUGGUGGUCGUCGGAAGAUGAUUCCGAUGAACACCGGAGAAAUGAACGAAAGAAAAAAGCCAUACCUGAUACUGUUAUCACGUCUCUUCUGACUUCCCUGGCGAUUAGGUAUGCGAUUCUUCCUCACAAAGUUUAAAGUUUUCUCCCCUUGAUAACACAACAAUGGCUCCAUGAGGAAGAGUUGCCAUAAAUCAGUUAGCCAUAUCAAUGAAAUACUCAGGCCAACAACCUUCACAUCCAAGAUUCAGUCUUAUUUUGACUUGGGAAGGUUGCACGAUGCUGUCAAUCUCACCCUUUCUCACCCAGUUCAGUUCCAUCAUCCUCCUUAUGUAAAACUUUUACAACUUUGUAUUGAUAAAAAGGCCUAUAAUCAAGGCCAUUUAGUGCAUGAACAUCUUUAUGCUAAUGGGUUUCAUUCGAAUUUGCAUAUAAAUACCAAGUUGGUAAUACUUUACUCUAAAGCUGGUGACAUGAAAAGUGCCCGUGACGUGUUUGAUGAAAUGCGUGAGAGGAGUGUGGUUUCUUGGACUGCAUUGUUAUCUGGGUAUGCUCAGAAUGGUUCUGGUAAGGAAGCUCUGAUGGUGUUCCGUGGCAUGCGCCAAGCUGGUGUCAAGGCUAAUCAGUUCACCUAUGCGAGCGCUUUGAGUGCAUGUAAGAGCUUGAUGUCUCUUGGUUAUGGGGUGCAAAUCCAAGGGUGUGUUCACAAGGGUAGAUUUCUUGAUGAUUUGUUUGUGCAAUGUGCCUUGGUUGAAUUGCAUUCCAAAUGUGGCAAGAUGGAGGAUGCCUAUUGCAUCUUUAAUUUGAUGUCCGGUAAAGAUCGGGUUUCUUGGAAUUCAAUGAUUGGUGGAUUCGCUGUUCGGGGGUUUAGCAAUGAUGGCAUCCUAAUGUUUCGGCUGAUGCUUCGUGAAGGUAUGACUCCUGAUAACUUCACCUUGGCUUCUGUUCUGAUGGCUUGUUCUUGCGGUAAAGAUCUCUCAAACGUCAGACAAUUACAUGGAUUUGUGUUGAAAUUGGGUUUUGAAUCAUAUUAUAGUUUAAAUGGUUCACUGAUUAAUGCAUAUACAAAGAGCGGAAGCAUAAUAAGUGCCGAUAAAAUAAACAAGAACAUGAUGGUAAAAGAUACAAUAUGUUGCACUGCAUUGAUCAUGGGAUACGCCCAUGAAGGUAGUAAUAGCACAAAUGCCGUGAAUCUUUUCAUUGAAUUACAACAAGAAGUCAUGCAUAUCGACAGUGUAAUAUUAUGCUCAAUGAUCAACAUUUGUGCCAACACAACAUUACUUGGAUUCGGAAGACAAAUUCAUGCUCUUUCUUUAAAAUGUUUGGCCUGCCAUGAUGUACCCAUGAGCAAUGCUCUCAUUGACAUGUACUCAAAAUCUGGUGAAAUCGUUAAUGCACGCCAGGUGUUUGAUGAAAUGAAGGAGAAAAAUGUUAUCUCGUGGACUUCAUUAAUUGCUGGAUAUGGGAAACAUGGUUAUGGGCAUAAUGCAAUUUCACUAUAUAAAGAUAUGUUGGAUGAAGGGUUGGAACCAAAUGGUAUAACUUUCUUAUCGCUCUUAUUUUCGUGUAGCCACUGUGGUUUGACGGCAGAAGGACGGGACUUAUUUUAUAAUAUGGUUAGCAAAUAUAAUAUAUUGCCGAAAUCCAAGCAUUAUUCGUGUAUGGUUGAUCUAUUAGCACGUGGAGGUGAGAUAGAAGAGGCCUAUCAUUUGAUACACGACAUGCAUAUGAAGCCGAAUGCCUCAGUUUGGGGUGCGAUUCUUGGGGCAUGUAGCGUAUAUGGUAAUGUUGCAGUAGGAAAAGUAGCAGCCCGACAUCUCUUCGAUAUGGACCCUGGAAACUCGGUCAAUUACGUUGUUUUGGCUAGUAUUUAUGCAGCAGCUGGCUUAUGGGAUUCCGCUUCGGACACACGGAAGUUGAUGAAAGUUAAGAAGUUACAGAAGCAUUCGGGAUACAGUUUCUUUUCUCAAUCAACAAGCAAGAGGCUCUCACUUCCACAACCAGACUAAGGGCCUAUUUGUUAACAACUUAAUGAGCUUAAUGGGACUCAAAGCUUAUUUGGUCAGCUGUACAUGACUGUUUGGUGGUGGCUUAAUGAUAAUGUGGCUUAUCA
This is a messenger RNA of Cynara cardunculus var. scolymus (artichoke), 2145 nucleotides long. RefSeq names its product pentatricopeptide repeat-containing protein At3g20730. Gene Ontology annotation, molecular function: RNA binding; protein binding. Gene Ontology annotation, biological process: RNA modification. The record is from RefSeq and is a predicted model, not a curated record. The transcript has 2 exons. Bases 206 to 2041 code for a protein of 611 amino acids. Lineage: Eukaryota; Viridiplantae; Streptophyta; Magnoliopsida; Asterales; Asteraceae.